GAGUCAAAAUAUUGAUAAUUAUUAAACUGAUAUUAGUGAAUUUAUAAAUUAUACAUUUAGUUUUAGUAAGUUGAUAACAGAUAAUUCAUGUGGAGUAACAUGCUUGUCCACCCCAUUUGAACAGGGAACUUAAAAAAAAAUAAUACAAGUAAUUUAAUUGUCGAUAACUUAGUACCCUCAACCAGUCACGGAUUCGCAGAAAAAAUGUAUGAAACUUGCUCAAAUAUUGAAAAAAAAAUAAAUUUUAGAAGGCCGACGCAUAAUUAAUAUUGCAUAUUUUUUUGAAAAAAUGUCUAAAAUUAAUCAUCAACCAUUUGAGUGCAGUUUUAAAAAUUUAGUUUUUGUCAAAGAGCAAAAAAAUGGUUUAUACAGUGAAUUUGUGUUCAAUUGUGACAUUUGCGGCAAAGAAGAAGUAAUAGAGUCCGAGAACGCAAUUACAGUAUUAAUGGACGUUAAUACAGCAGCUGUUACAGCAAUGGUAAAUUCGGGUCAAGGUUUUGCACAGUUAGAAAUCUUCUCUGCUCUGUUGAAUAUGCCAAACAUGAGCAAUAAAUUAUAUCAAAAAAUGCACGAAAAAAUUGAACGUUUUACAUGAUACUGCUUGGGAAUCCGUGUCUUCUGCAGUGGAAGAGGAAGCUAAAAUAGCUAUUGAAAACGGCGAUAUAAAUGAAAAUGGGGUGCCUAUGAUUACUGUAAUAGCCGACGGCGCUUGGUCUAAAAGGAGUUAUAGGACAAAUUAUAAUGCCUUAUCUGGUGUUUUCGAUAUGUGUAAAAAUUCAAAAGGACUCCCAAGCAUCGACUAUAAGCCACCGGUGUUUUAAAAAUUGGGAUGGUACAUCGACUUCUAUGGAGUCGGAUAUUAUUCUUGAGGGGUUCAAUCAAAGUAUUACCAUGCACAAUUUAAUUUACCACAAACUAAUUGGUGAUGGUGAUUUCAAAAAAGUUGAGCAUGUCAAAACCUUAUGGUCCAAAUUUUCAAAUAAAAAUAUUGAAUGUAAAAAUCAUAUAUCACGAAAUUACAUGAAUCGAAUAAAUGACAUAGCAGGAAAAAGAAAAUCUUCCAGUGGUACAGUUGUUCCAGCCAUUCUAAGAAAAAUAUUAAAAGAUAAUACAUUUAGACUGAGAUAUGGUAUUACUAAAGCUAUUGACCAUUGGAAAAAUGCAAAAAAUCUAACCAUAAAUCAAAAGUUUGCAUUUUUAAAAAGGGACAUUGAAAAUGGACCAUACCAUGUAUUUGGCUCACACGACGAAUAUGACCCAUACUUUUGUAAUGCUGAACACAAUAUCCAGAACUAUGUUCCGGAAAUGGAGAAAUGUGCGUUAUGGCAAGAUCUGCUGAUAUCUGCAGCCAAAAUUUUAGUGGUAUACCAAGCGGAUAGCCUAAUUUACGAUUUGAAUAACAAUUAUGUAGAAUGUUACAACAAUGUAGUUUCCAAGUUCGUUGGUGGAAAAAGAGUAAAUUAUUCUUUGAGAGGUUCUUAUAAUACAAGAUGUAUGACGGCGGUAUCGUCGUUUAACUUUGGUUCUGAUUACAUAUGUAGACUGCAUAAAACAGCUACUAAAGAAAGUCCAGGAAAAUUUACUAAAUUAUACAUUAAAAAAUUGGAAAGAGAAAAAUUAUUUAGGCAGAAGAAAUUAAAAUUUAAACUAUACUUCGGCCCAUCUACCAGUUAUAGAAUACAACACGAACCAAUUGCUAAAGACCAAUUUGAAAAAAUAUAUAAUUUAAAAGUUUUACCAGCUGGUCUAUUUAUUGAUCCAGAGUUAAAUUUUUUGGCUGGUUCACCUGGCGGAUUGGUGGGAGAUAAUGGUAUAGUGGAAAUUAAAUGUCCUUAUAAUAUUAUGGAUAUGACGCCAAAAGCAAGAGUAAUGGCUAAAAAAAAUUCCUUGCAAUUGAUCAAGAUGGAAAUAUAAAAUUGAAAAGAGGCGAUAAUUAUUAAUACCAAGUUCAGGGUCAACUUAGGGUAGCCAAUAAACAUUAUUGCUAUUUUGUAGUAUGGACUCCAAAAGAAAUUUUUAUUGAAAAAAUUGAACGCGAUACUGAGUUUUGGAAGAACAAAAUGGAAAAUCAAAUUAUUGAUUUUUAUAAAAAUUUCAUGUUGGAAGAAAUAGUGAACCCGAAGAUAUUUCGAUAAAAAUGGUUUUUUUAUUGACAUCUUUUGAUUUUUUUGAUUGCCAUU
Molecule: messenger RNA, 2180 nt
Organism: Sipha flava (yellow sugarcane aphid)
Lineage: Eukaryota; Metazoa; Arthropoda; Insecta; Hemiptera; Aphididae
Exons: 8
Coding region: 742-1914 (390 amino acids)
Source: RefSeq, a predicted model, not a curated record